AUGGAAACGAAAACGAUUGUUUUGCCGGACGGACGGAACCUUGCCUAUGCCGUGCUGGGGGACGUCGGCGACGACAAACCCACCGUCUUCCACCUGCACGGCUUCCCAGGCUCGCACCACGAAGCCGCCAUCUACGCGCCUGCCGCGGCGCGCCACGGCAUCCGCCUCGUAGGCAUCUCGCGACCCGGGAUGGGCGGGAGCACGUUCCAGCCGGAGCGGCGCAUCCUCGACUGGCCGGCCGACGUGCGGGCGCUGGCCGACCACCUCCGCACCCAAGGCCCCUUUGGCGUGCUCGGCAUAUCGGGCGGCGGGCCGUACGCCUGGGCGUGCUGGAGGUCAGGCGCGGGCGGGGACCCGGACGCGGCGCUGCCCCGGUCGAUGCUGGCGGCGUGCGCCGUGGUCGGGGGCCUCGGCCCGCCGUCGUUUGGGUUCGGGGGCCUGCCGGCGAGCUCGCGCGCCAUCUUUUGGCUCUCGCAGUGGAGCACGGGCUUGGUCGGCGCGGGCUUGGACUACGCCAUGGGCAAGGCGGCGCGCGGCCGGCCGGAGCAGCUCGCGGCGAGCAUCGACGACAUGUACCUGAGCGGCAGCAGGGGGGAGGCCGACAAGGAGGUGUGGGGGCGGGAGGAGUUUGCGUAUUCUCGCCGAGCGCUGCUGGACAGCCUCACGGCGGCGAUGAGCGAGCCCGGAGCACCCGGCCCGGCAUGGGAGGCCAGAGUGCUGGGGGCCCCGUGGGGGUUCGGGCUGGACGAGCUCGGGGCCGCCGGCGAGGGCCGGGUGGUGGUGUGGCACGGCGGGCAGGACCUCAACGUGCCGGUGGACAUGGCGCGCAGGUCGGCCGCGCUGGUGCAGGGCGCCGAGUGCAAGAUUUGGGACAGUGAAGCGCACGCGAGCAUGAUAACGGAGGAUGCAUGA
Messenger RNA from Pyricularia oryzae 70-15, 912 nucleotides. Its product is annotated as alpha/beta hydrolase. Lineage: Eukaryota; Fungi; Ascomycota; Sordariomycetes; Magnaporthales; Pyriculariaceae. The record is from RefSeq and is a predicted model, not a curated record. Bases 1 to 912 code for a protein of 303 amino acids. The transcript has 2 exons.